UAACGGUACUCGUUGUGAAGAGCAAAACUUGUCGUCGGCCACUUCUCCCGAGCCUGUGCUUAGGACUUCUCCAAAUCAGCUACAGAAUUCAAAUCCAGACCGUAAGAUGCGACAUGGACAAACGCUGAGCUGAAGGUGACGUUGCAGUAGCCUACAUUUGUUCAGACGAUACCACUAUGCAGAACGACAAGUCGGAACCAAGUGAACCCAAGGGCGCCGUGUGUCCGAGCUCAGGCGAGACCGAGAAGAAAGCGUUGGUCCCCGCGGAGACAGAGGCUCCUCAACCCAAAGGGAUCAGUGCGGUCGCGGUGCUCUGGACCUUCGGGAAAUGCCUGGGAGCCAUGCUUCCCGUUUACCUGGCCGGCUACUAUCGGGUCAGCACCAGCCUGCUGGUGUGUGGGAUGAUGGUCUACACUGGAUGGAAACAUGCCCGAGAAGCCAAAGAGGCACGACUGCAAUCAGCCAUUCAAUUUCUCAGCAACGAGGAGGAGUACACAUCCUCUAAAGUGUCCAAGAUCAGACGAGAUCUUCCUGCAUGGGUCAACUUCCCAGAUGUUGAGAAGGUUGAGUGGCUAAAUAAGGUGCUGCAGCAGGUGUGGCCAUUUGUGGGCCAGUACCUUGAGAAGCUGCUUGUGGAGACCAUUGCUCCAUCCAUCCGAGGCUCCAGCACUCACCUCCAGACCCUUAGCUUCACUAAAGUGGACAUGGGAACCAAGGCCAUGAAGGUUGUCGGGAUCAAGGCACACACAGAGAACGAUAAAGGACAAGUCCUGCUAGAUUUGUAUAUAAGCUAUGUUGGCAAUGUAGAGAUCAAUGUCGAGGUGAAGAGGUACUUCUGCAAAGCUGGAGUCAAAGGAAUACAGCUACAUGGGAUGAUGCGCGUGAUCCUGGAGCCUCUGAUUGGAGAUGUGCCCAUAGUGGGAGCAGUCACCAUGUUUUUCAUCCGUCGGCCUAAACUAGACAUCAAUUGGACUGGACUGACUAAUUUGUUGGACGUUCCUGGACUGAAUGUCAUGUCUGACAGCAUGAUUAUGGAUGCCAUCGCGUCCUUCUUGGUUCUGCCAAACCGCCUAGUUGUCCCUCUGGUUGCAGGCCUGCAUGUGGCUCAACUACGCUCCCCUUUGCCCAGGGGAAUGGUACGCAUACAUCUACUCGAGGCACAGAAUCUAGCAGCAGAGGACAGCUAUGUGAAAGGGGUUAUGGCUGGCUUGUCUGACCCCUAUGCCAUAUUGAGGGUUGGCCCCCAGACCUUCACCUCCAAACACGUUGACAACACAGACUCCCCUAAGUGGGAAGAGAUGUAUGAGGUCAUUGUCCAUGAAGUGCCUGGUCAAGAAUUGGAGGUGGAGGUAUAUGACAAAGACCCAGACCAGGAUGAUUUCCUGGGCAGGACCAAAUUGGAUUUGGGCAUUGUGAAAAAAUCCAUAGUUGUUGAUGAUUGGUUCACUUUAAAAGACACAACAUCAGGAAAGGUUCAUUUCCGACUCGAGUGGUUGACUUUACUGCCAAACACAGAUCGACUUGAGCAGGUGAUGAAGAGGAAUGAAAGCAUUAGAAGUAAGGCUGGUGAUCCGCCUUCUUCUGCCAUCUUGGUGGUGUAUCUAGACAAGGCUGAGGCACUUCCUAUGAAAAAGGGAAAUAAAGAGCCCAAUCCCAUGGUUCAGUUGUCUGUGGAGGACGUCACAAGAGAGAGCAGGACUUGUUACACAACUGUUGACCCAGAGUGGGAGGAAGCCUUUACCUUCUUCAUUCACAAUCCUCACAAGCAGAACAUUGACAUUCAGGUGAAGGACGCUGACCGUGUGCAGACAUUGGGCAGUCUAACCAUCCCUUUGUCCCGCCUGCUGUCCAAUUCUAAUCUUUCGCUCGACCAGUGGUUCCAGUUGGACAACUCUGGGUCAGCCAGUCGCAUCUACAUCAACACAAUUCUCAGGGUCCUGUAUUUAGAUGAGGAGCAUAUUCCAUCUGAUGUGUCAUCUAAUCUGGAGGGUGGACUGUAUAAACAGCUGCCCCAACAGACCUCCCCACAUCCUAGCUUUGCCACUGAGGGACUACUCAGAAUUCACCUGUUGGAGGGGCAGAAUCUUGUUCCAAAAGAUAACAUGAUGGGGGGCAUGGUGAAAGGCAAAAGUGACCCCUACGUCAAGAUCAACAUUGGGGGUGAAACAUUCACAAGUCAGGUGAUCAAGAGUAACCUCAACCCCACAUGGAAUGAGAUGUAUGAGGUUAUUCUCACCCAGCUGCCUGGCCAGGAGAUGCAUGUGGAGAUGUUUGAUAAAGACAUGGACAUGAAGGAUGAUUUCAUGGGCAGACUGAAGAUCAAUCUGAAGGACAUCAUUGAUUCUCAGUACACUGACCAGUGGUACACUCUCAGUGAUGUGAAGUCAGGUCGGGUUCACCUGGUGCUGGAAUGGGUUCCAACAUCCUCAGAGUCGGAGAGAGUUGACCAGGUUCUUCAGUUCUAUUCCAGAAAGUCCUACCAAAACAAGGCAGUCCCUUCAGCGGGCCUGCUAUUCCUCUUUGUUGAGCAAGCGGAUGGCUUACCAGUUAAAAAGAGCGGCAAGGAGCCAAAAGUGGGAGCUGAUAUUACUCUUGGAGAAAUGUCCCGUAAAACUACUGUAUGUGAUCGCUCCAAGUCACCUCAGUGGAGUGAAGCCUUUUACUUCUUGGUGCGUGACCCCAGAGAGGAGAUGCUCAUAAUGAAGCUGUCGAGUGCAUGGGAUAAGCCUCUGGGAUCUCUUGUAGUCCCUGUGAGAGAGCUGCUCUCUGAACCCCAGCUCGUCCUGGAUCAGUGGAUGCCUCUCGAUGGAGCUUUACCUGAGAGUGAGAUCCUUCUGAGGGCUGAACUCAAGAUCCUCAGCUCAAGGAUGAAUGAAGCGCCACAGCCCUCUGUGGCUGGUUCAGAGAAAGAAGAGACGCUCGUUUCAACCGAACAGACAUUUGAAGCAGCCAGUGAGGACAAGAAAAGCUCUGAGCUGCCAGCAGACGAAGCUGUUUGUGCACCUAGCCAGUUCAAACACUUUGAAGCAGUAACAGCAGAAGAAGAAGAAGAAGAAGAAGAUGCUCCUCCUGCUGAACCUGCAGACAUUCACAGCACUUCUGAUACAUUCCCUGUUGCCAUAGUCGAGGAACCAGCUGAUAUAGAGGAGCCUUCCUCUCAUUCAGACAUAGCAGCUAAAGGAGACUUUGAACCGCAGAAAAUACAAACAGAGGGAACUGGUUUGGGAAACCUUGCUCAGGCAACUGUGACUGGUCUUCCUGAUAACACUGUGGGUCCAGCAGACGUCCCACAAAUCCCGAAAGCCGGGAAAGUUCUUCCGCCAAACACCAACCCCAGCCAGGACUUUGCAAAAGAGGGGCUACUGAGGAUCCACCUGCUGGAGGCACAGAGUCUGGUUGCCAAGGACAACCUGAUGGGGGGCAUGGUGAAGGGCAAGAGUGACCCCUAUGUGAAGAUCAAGAUAGGGGAUGUUGCAUUCAAGAGUCAUGUUAUCAAGGAGAAUCUCAACCCAACGUGGAAUGAGAUGUAUGAGGUUGUUCUGGAGGGAAACAGUUUCCAGGAGAUCAAGUUUGAAGCAUUCGAUAAAGAUUUCGAUUCUGAUGACUUCCUUGGCAGGUUCAGUGUCAAACUUAAUGAGGUCAUGCGAUCCCAGUACACGGACAAGUGGUUCACUCUGAAUGAUGUGAAAUCUGGUCGGGUUCACUUGAUACUGGAAUGGGUUCCUGCUGUGGCAAAUCCAGACAGACUGGACCAGGUACUGCAGCUUCAAUCUCUCCAGACUUAUCAGAACAAAGCUGUCCCCACUGCCGCUCUGCUCUUUGUCCACAUGGAGAGUGCUCAUUCACUACCUUUGAAAAAGAGUGGAAAAGAGCCAAAAGCAGGAGCGGAGCUUAUUCUCGGAGAAACAACCUACAAAACGAAUCUGUGUGACCGCAGUACCAGCCCUCAGUGGAAUGAGUCUUUCUACUUCCUGGUUCAUGAUCCAAAACGUCAGAUGCUUGUAGUUAAGUUGUCCAGUGGUUGGGACCAGCCAAUGGGAUCGCUGGUUGUGCCUGUCAAGGAGCUGCUUGGAGAGCCACAGCUGGUUCUGGAUCAGUGGUUCUAUCUGGAUGGAGCUUUACCUGAGAGUCAGAUCCUGCUGAGGGCUGAACUCAAGGUUCUUGAAUCCAAAAUGGUGGAUAUGAUCAGUGAAGGGACUCUGCCCUGCUCUGCCUUAAGAUCAUUAUCUGGAAACGGGCAGGUGAAGCUGUCUCUGUCAUACGCCUUGCAGGAGAGAAAGCUCAGCGUCAUCGUUCAUGGCUGCAGGGGUCUGACAUCUCAAAGUAAGGAGGGGGUAGACAGCUAUGUCUCCCUCAUGCUGCUGCCCGACAGAAACAAAGCCAGCAAGAGGAAGACAGCAGUGAAGAAAAGAGAUCUCAACCCAGAAUAUAACGAAAGGUUUGAGUAUGAUCUCCCUGUGGAUGAGACGAGAUUCAGACGCCUCAGUGUAUCGGUGAAGAAUAACUCCGCCUCCUUUAGGAGUCGUGACGUCAUUGGACAGGUGCAGGUUGAGUUGGCCCAGAUGGACCUGACUUCUGGUGUUACAGAAUGGUUCAAUCUAAAAGAUGAAGAUGAAUAAUCGUUUUGCUCCCUGAUCUCAAAGUAAAAUGUCGAUGAUGAUGAUGAUGAUGUCGUCCCUCUGCUCAAUAAUGUUCCACUGCUGCAGCUCACACAGAUGCCUUCUCCUUCCCUCCUCUGCAUACACAACCACUGUGACAGCCUUACCUGCAUCCACCCAGAUCUCUGUAUUAGUACACAGUAUAGUGCGGAAAUCACUGCACUGUAUAUUCACACACGUCAGUACUCUCACCAAAGAUACAGUCAGUAUGCUGAAGUAGCUUCAUCAUAAGAGAAAAGUGCAAAUUCUCAUAAAUUUAAGAUCACUUUAUAUGAAGACAUGAUGAUUUUAAAAUUGGGUUCAGUAAGUGAAAGAUGGAAAGGUCAAGAAAGAACAAUGACUUAUUUUGUGGCUUUGUUUGCUGUAUUUUUUAUUAUUUUUUGCUGCAUGAAUGUUUUUAAUGUCUGCAUAUCUUGUUUGAAGUGCUGUAACAUUCUUAGUGUUUUUAUGUAUUGAUCAUGAUUGAUCAUGAAAGCUAAUGCCAUAUCAGUAUUUUGUUUACAUUUGGAGUUAUUUUAUUUUCACCGCACUUUGCUUUGUUUGUUUGAGAAUUAUUUUAAAGGUGAACUUUUAUUAUGUUUCUUUUAUACGAGGCAUGUAUAAGUUAUGCCUUUGUCAAAGAUAGAUUUUUUUUUUUUCUUGUUUGAUUGUGUGUAUAUUAUGGAUCCAAUCAAAUAUGGUUGUUGAAAGAUGAUGACAAAAAUAAACAGAUUUUGCACAGCUCA
Molecule: messenger RNA, 5383 nt
Organism: Labrus bergylta (ballan wrasse)
Lineage: Eukaryota; Metazoa; Chordata; Actinopteri; Labriformes; Labridae
Source: RefSeq, a predicted model, not a curated record